This is a messenger RNA of Prunus persica (peach), 1411 nucleotides long. RefSeq names its product probable 2-oxoglutarate-dependent dioxygenase At5g05600. Bases 141 to 1211 code for a protein of 356 amino acids. The transcript has 3 exons. NCBI's taxonomy places the organism in Eukaryota, Viridiplantae, Streptophyta, Magnoliopsida, Rosales, Rosaceae. The record is from RefSeq and is a predicted model, not a curated record. Gene Ontology annotation, molecular function: dioxygenase activity.
UCUUCCACCUAACAAUUGACCAAAACCCGUACAGGUUCAAGAUAAGGCUUCCACUAUAACUCUUCCAUUAGCUCUUCUUGCAAAAAGUUCAAAUUAAAACCACAGAGUGGCUUUACCUUCCAAAUCAAAAAUCACCAGCCAUGGGAGAGGUUGAUCCAGCUUUCAUUCAAGACCCUGAGCACAGGCCAAAGCUCUCCAUCACUGAAGCUGAAGGCAUACCAUUGAUUGAUCUUUCUCCUAUAAAUAGUAUCCUUACCCCAGAUUCCAUUUCUGAGCUUAAAGCCAUUGAAGGGCUUGUUAGAGAAAUAGGCAGUGCUUGCAAGAACUGGGGUUUCUUCCAAGUGAUAAACCAUGGAGUCGCGUUGGAUAAGCGCGAAAAGAUUGAGACAGCUGCUAGGAAGUUCUUCGCUCAGCCCUUGGAGGAGAAGAGGAAGAUUAGGAGGGAUGAAAAAAUUGUGGUGGGCUACUAUGACACUGAGCACACCAAGAAUGUUAGAGACUGGAAGGAGGUGUUUGAUUUCGUAGUGGAGGAGCCUACAUUAGUCCCAGCUUCCCUUGAUCCUGAGGACAAAGAAGAGACAGAGUGGAUAAACCAAUGGCCUGAGAAUCCUCCUGAACUAAGACUGGUGUGUGAAGAGUAUGCUCGAGAAGUAGAAAAGCUAGCUCUGAAGUUGAUGGGACUAAUAGCCUUGAGUCUAGGCUUGCCAGAAGACAGGUUCAACAGCUACUUCAAAGACCAAACAAGUUUUAUCAGACUCAACCACUAUCCACCUUGCCCUUCCCCUCGGUUAGCUCUUGGUGUUGGGCGCCACAAGGAUGGCGGUGCAUUAACCGUGCUAGCUCAAGAUGAUGUUGGAGGAUUGGAAGUGAAGAGAAAAACAGACGGGGAGUGGAUACGGGUGAAACCUACUCCAAAUGCCUAUAUCAUCAAUGUUGGUGAUGUUAUUCAGGUUUGGAGCAAUGAGAGAUAUGAGAGUGUGGAACACCGGGUGAUGGUGAACUCAGAGAAGGAAAGGUUUUCCAUUCCCUUCUUCCUUAACCCAGCACACUACACACAAGUCAAGCCCUUGGAGGAGCUGACCGAUGAACGAAACCCUGCCAAGUAUAAGCCCUACAGCUGGGGCAAGUUUAUCACACACAGAAAGCUCAGUAAUUUCAAGAAACUCAAUACUGAAAACAUCCAGAUUUAUCAUUUCAGGGUAUCGGAAUAAGUUUGGAUUACAAGGAGUUUUGCUGAGUGCUACUAUUGUUAUUUUAGCUCCCUGUGCAUACUGUGCUGUAUAUCGAUUCAGAAAAUAAUGCAUUGUUGUAUAGAGAAGUGACCUAUGUGUAACUUCUGAAACAUUGUGUGGUUAAUGUGUCACUAAGAUCAGUAAUAUAAUUAUCUACAAACAUUUAUUUUGCUUCAACA